AUGUCGUCAGUGGAACAUGUCUUCCGAGUUCGUAGACUAUACAAGCUGAUAUUCCGUGUGCACCGCGCUUUGCCCCCAGAACUCAGAAUCAUGGGUGACAACUAUGCCAGAGAUGAAUUCAAGAGGCAUAAGAAAUGUAAUCCUGAGGAAGCUAAGAUAUUUCUCAAUGAAUGGACGGAUUACGCGAUAACAUUAGCUAAACAGAUGAAGCCUAUACAACAAGCUAAAAAGAAGAAAGUUGGGGAAUACUUAGACCCAAAACUGUUAGAUCACAUGACUGAUGAACAGCUUGUUCAGUUGUAUGAGCUCCACAAAGCUGCCACAGAGCCUUCCACCAAUGAACAAAAUAUACCAGAUAAGAAAUAA
Messenger RNA from Spodoptera littoralis (African cotton leafworm), 366 nucleotides. The record is from the annotation of a GenBank genome assembly. NCBI's taxonomy places the organism in Eukaryota, Metazoa, Arthropoda, Insecta, Lepidoptera, Noctuidae.